This is a messenger RNA of Gilbertella persicaria, 3474 nucleotides long. RefSeq names its product P-loop containing nucleoside triphosphate hydrolase protein. Gene Ontology annotation, molecular function: ATP hydrolysis activity; translation elongation factor activity; ATP binding. Lineage: Eukaryota; Fungi; Mucoromycota; Mucoromycetes; Mucorales; Choanephoraceae. The transcript has 2 exons. The record is from RefSeq and is a predicted model, not a curated record. The coding region runs from base 96 to 3344 and encodes 1082 amino acids.
UUUUGUCUCCUCACCUUUUUUCUUUUUUCGUUUUUUUUUUCUCAUUGCACUUUCCCUUGCACUAAAAAAAAAAAAAAACAAAAUUUUUUAAAAAAAUGUCUUAUAUUGGUGAUACGAGUACGGCUGCUGGUGCUGCCAAAUCCGCUGAUCGUAGUAAGCGUCGCUCUUUAGCUGCCCUUCAAAAGCCUAAGCGUGUUCGCAUUGGUGAAAAGGAAUCUGAAGAAGCCAAGCAAGUAUUGAAUAAACUGUUAUCUUGUACUGAUGAUGAGGAGCGAAAAAAACUGGCUGAAGAAGCAGCUGGUUUUGCUAAUCAUUAUGGUGUACGUGCCAUGAAAGCGUGUCAUAUUUUCCCUGCUAUCUCUACGGAACUCUUUGCAAAGAAAAUACGCUCUCCUCAAGUCUUGGGUGCUCUUGAACUCACUCAGUCUUUGGUUACGUCCAAUGCUCUCUUACGUGGUCAACUUGAACCUCAUUUGAUCACACUCUUGACACCCCUUUUGGAUCUUCAGGCUGCCAAGGAUAAAGCAGUAGCUGAAAUUGCUGGUCAUGUGGUACGCAAUCUCGUCAAGGCAUUCAAUCCCAUCGCUACACGCUAUAUUAUCUCUUUCUGUCUUGAAGGCUUGGAAAACUCUAAAAAAUGGCAAACCAAGAUUCUUUCUUUAGAGCUCUUGGAAACCUUGGCUCAAAUUAACCCUAUGCAAGUCUUGGUCUGUUUGCCCGAUCUUAUUCCUGUUGUGUCUGACUGUAUGUGGGAUACUAAGCCUGAAGUUAAGGCAGCUGCUACCAAGUGUAUGACUACCACGACUGCUCUCUUGGAUAACAGAGAUAUUGAACGUUUCAUUCCUGCUGUCAUCGAGUGUAUCAACAAACCCGAAAGUGUACCAGAAACCAUUCAUCAGUUGGGUGCGACUACUUUUGUUCAAGAAGUAGAUGCAGGUACAUUGGCUCUGAUGGUCCCUCUCUUGGGUCGUGGUUUACGCGAACGCCAAACACCUAUCAAACGUAAAUCUGCCUUGAUUAUUGAUAACAUGUGUAAGCUGGUGGAUGACCCUGAGGUGGCUGCUCCUUUCUUGCCUCUGUUGCUACCUGCACUUGAACAUGUGCAUGAGACCGUGGCUGAUCCUGAAUGUCGUGGUGUGGUCAAGAAGGCCGUGGACACGCUUAAACGUAUUGGUGGCGGUGGUACAACCGUCUUGACAGUCGAUGAAAAGCGUGAGAAGGUAGAACACACCCUGGAUAAAUUAAUGCCUACCAAACUCGAAGGCUUUUUCGCUCCUGUUCGCAAGUACAUGGCUAAACUUGCUUUGGCUCUUGUCUUGGCCCGUGAUUAUGAUCGUAACGCUUGGGUUUCUUCUAUUUCUCCUCAUGCGGCUACUUGGUUACUUGUCACAGGUCGUGAAACAGAAGACGGUGGUGAAGAAUGUGAAGCUUCUGCAGAAAAACUUGCCUUGGCUGCCCUAUCUUCUUGUGAAGAAGCGAUUGCGCCCAAAUCAGGUGAAGUAGAGGAAGAAGAAGAAGGUGAAGAGCUUUGUAACUGUGAAUUCUCACUUGCUUAUGGUGCCAAGAUCUUAUUGAACCGUACUCAUUUGCGUCUCAUGCGUGGCCGUCGUUAUGGACUCUGUGGUGCAAAUGGUUGUGGUAAAUCUACUUUGAUGCGUGCUAUUGCCAAUGAACAAGUCGAAGGUUUCCCUCCUCGAUCUGUUCUCAAGACGGUUUAUGUCGAGCAUGAUAUUGAUGGUUCUGAAGCUGACACAGGUCUUGUGGACUUUAUUGACGCUUCUGAAGGUGUUGAGUGCCAUGACAAGCAAGAAAUUGCUCGCAUUCUCAAGAACUAUGGUUUCACAGACGAAAUGGUCAACCAUCAAGCUAUUGGCUCCCUUUCUGGUGGCUGGAAAAUGAAACUUGCACUUGCCCGUGCCAUGUUGAUGAAUGCUGAUAUUCUCUUAUUGGAUGAACCUACUAACCAUCUGGAUGUUGUUAAUGUUGCUUGGUUAGAAAACUACCUCUUGGGUCUCAAGACAGUGACCUCCAUCAUUGUCUCUCACGAUUCUGGCUUCUUAGACCAUGUCUGUACGGACAUUAUUCACUAUGAAGGCAACUAUAAAUUGAAGCGAUACAAAGGUAACCUGUCAGAGUUUGUCAAGAAAGUCCCUCGUGCUGCUGCCUAUUACUCACUUGGUGCUGCUCAAACUGUCUUCCGAUUCCCUGAACCUGGUUAUCUUGAAGGCAUCAAGACCAAGGAACGUGCUAUUCUCAAGAUGAAAAAUGUUGAUUUCCAAUAUCCCGGUUCUUCUAAAAAGCAAUUAGUUGAUAUUUCUAUGCAAUGUUCCCUUGCUUCUCGUGUUGCUGUCAUUGGUCCUAACGGUGCAGGCAAGAGUACACUGAUCAAGCUUUUGACAGGUGAGCUUGAAUCUGAAGUUGGUACGGUCUGGAAGCACCCUAAUCUGCGUAUUGCUUAUGUUGCUCAACAUGCUUUCCAUCACAUUGAAAAGCAUUUGGAUUCUACCCCAAACGAAUACAUUCAAUGGCGUUAUGCUACAGGUGAAGAUCGUGAAGAACUUGACAAGAAUGAUCGUAUGAACGCUGAAUCCAACAAGAAAGUCAUGGAGCAGACCUUUGUGAUCGAUGGCGAGAAGCGUGUUGUGGAAGACAUUGUGGGUCGUCGUAAACUCAAACAGUCCUAUGAAUACGAAGUCUCUUGGGUGGGUCGUUCCUCUGUUGACAACACCUGGAUCUCUCGUCAAAAGUUGGAAGACAUGGGUUUUGGCAAAAAGAUUGCUGAAGUGGAUUCCGCUGAAGCUGCCAAGAUGGGAUUGAAUCGUCCUUUGACAGCCAAGGAAAUCGAAAAGCAUCUGGAAGAAGUCGGUCUUGAACCUGAGUUUGCUUCUCAUUCACAUAUCCGUGGUCUUUCUGGUGGUCAAAAGGUCAAGCUUGUCAUUGGUGCUGCUAUGUGGAACAAGCCUCACAUGUUGGUGCUUGAUGAACCUACCAAUUAUUUGGAUCGUGAAUCUCUCGGUGCACUUGCCACCGCUAUUCGCGAGUACGGUGGUGGUGUUGUGAUUGUGACUCACAACCGUGAGUUCUCUGAAGCUCUUUGUAAUGAAGUAUGGAAGGUAGAUAAUGGGUAUUUGACUCCUUCAGGUCAUAAUUGGGUGAGUGGUCAAGGCACGACUGCUAUCAAGGAAGAAGAGCAGGAAGAUAUGGUUGAUGCUCAAGGUAACACGAUUAAGGCCGCUCAAAAGAAGAAGAAGUUGACUUCAAAAGAACUUCGUAAGAAGAAGAAGGAGCGUAUGGAACGUCGUAAGCGUGGUGAAGAAGUCUAUACGACUGAUGAAGAAUUGUAAACUUGUCUAUACAUUGUUUUGCUUUUUUUGUUUCUUUUUAUAUACACACAUACUUUGCGUUUAUUUGUUUAUAAAUCAUCUCUUUUCUCUAUGAAAUAAACGCAGCAUCUCUUUCUCUCUUUUUACACAC